CGCCAAUAUCUUCCAGAGACUUCAAAGAUGGCCGACACUGAAAAGGCUGAGGAAGUCCCAACGGAAAAUAUGCGUAAAAAGUCGGAAAGCGAAGUGAAACCGUCGAAGGAAAACGACGAGGACAGCGAGAGCGUCGAGGAGCAACCGCUGGACAUCGGCGAACACUAUUUGGUGCGACGUAGCGACGAUUCUUGGCAUCCGGCCGAGAUAAUUCAGUCGAGAUACAACGACGCGGAGCGGCAGUAUGAGUAUUACGUGCAUUACGAGGGGUACAACCGGCGUUUGGAUGAAUGGGUUCCCAGGGGUAAAAUCAUGUCUUCGAGGUUUAAUAUGACCGAAAGCGGGCAGAAAGUGCCGGGGGAUUUGAAAGUUUGGAAGGACAGACCCGUGGUUAACGAUUUGUUGGCUGACAGUUCUGAUCGUAAGAUCACCCGAAACCAAAAAAGAAGGCACGAUGAAAUCAACCACGUACAAAAAACGUAUGCGGAAAUGGACCCGACUACGGCAGCUUUAGAAAAAGAACACGAGCAAAUAACCAAAGUUAAAUAUAUUGAUAAAAUACAAAUAGGACGUUUUGAAAUUGAUACCUGGUACUUUAGUCCAUAUCCUGAAGAGUAUGGAAGGCAGAGUAAAUUGUGGAUUUGUGAAUAUUGUUUGAAAUACAUGAAACUUGAGAAAAGUUAUCGAUAUCAUAUGAGUGAGUGUACAUGGAGGCAACCAGUUGGUAAAGAAAUUUACAGAAAAGGGACAUUAUCUGUGUAUGAAGUUGACGGAAAAGAUCACAAGGUUUAUUGCCAGAAUCUCUGUUUAUUGGCAAAACUAUUUUUGGACCACAAAACAUUGUAUUUUGAUGUGGAACCAUUCUUAUUUUACAUUUUAUGUGAAGUUGAUAAACAAGGAGCGCAUAUCGUGGGAUAUUUUUCCAAAGAAAAAGAAUCUCCCGAUGGUAACAACGUGGCUUGCAUUCUAACCUUACCCCCGUAUCAACGGCAAGGCUACGGAAAACUCCUGAUAGCCUUCAGCUACGAGUUAUCGAGAAUGGAGGGUACGGUUGGCAGCCCUGAGCAGCCCCUCAGCGAUUUGGGGAAGCUCAGUUACCGAAGUUACUGGAGCUGGGUUCUUUUGGAAAUCCUGCGGGACUUUAGAGGGACCUUGUCGAUAAAGGAUUUGAGCCAAAUGACCAGUAUUACUCAGACAGACAUAAUUUCCACGUUGCAAAGCAUGAAUAUGGUAAAAUACUGGAAAGGUCAGCACGUUAUUUGCGUUACCCCAAAGUUGGUCGAAGAGCAUAUCAAAUCUAACCAGUACAAAAGGCCUAGGUUGUGUGUCGAUAGUGGGGCUCUCAGGUGGUCGCCAAGAAGGCACACCAUUAAUAAAAUAGGAAAAAAAAACAUGAAUACGUUUUUAAUAUUAGUUACUUUGCUAAUAUUACAAGGGUGUUAUGCUCCCCCUGUAUCGCAAAAUAAAGAAAAUAAUGAAAACAAAGAAUCGCAAGAGACAAACCUUGAAGACUACAUGGAGUAUCACCGAUACCUAAAGGAAGUCGUGAACGCUUUGGAGUCAGAUCCCGACUUCAGAAAAAAACUGGAAAAAGCCGAAGAAAGCGACAUUAAGUCCGGCAAAAUAGCUGAAGAACUCGAAUUUGUGUCCCAUCACGUAAGAACAAAGUUGGACGAAAUUAAGAGGUUAGAACUCGAACGACUCAAAGACCUCGUAGAACAGAAACGUAAGUUAUUGGAUACGAAUGCAGUUGAUGUGGAAGAUCCCAUGCAUCAUCACAUUGAUCAUUCUAAUCCUCAUACUUUCGAAAUCGAGGAUCUAAAGAAGCUGAUUCACAAAACCACUGCUGAUUUGGCUGAGGCCGACAAAUUGCGCAGGAAUGAGUUCAAGGAGUAUGAGUUGCAAAAGGAGUUUGAAAAACAGGAUAAGUUGAACCAUACCAAUGGGGAAGAGAGGGAGAAGUUGGAGAAGGAAUUUAAGGAAAAAGAGGAAAAACACAAGACGCACAAAAAGCUGCACGAGCCGGGGCACAAGGCCCAGCUGGAGGAGGUGUGGGAGGAGCAGGACCAGAUGCAGCAGGAUUUCGAUCCGAAAACCUUCUUCAACCUGCACGACCUCGACGGCAACGGUCUCUGGGACCAGGAAGAAGUGAAGGCCCUGUUCAUCAAGGAGUUGCAAAAAAUGUACGAGGAGGGCGCUCCGGAGGACGACAUGCGCGAAAAGGCCGAGGAGAUGGAGAGGAUGAGGGAGUCGGUUUUCAGGGAGAUCGACAGGAACAAGGACAGGUUCAUCGAUUUCGACGAAUUUUUGGCGCAAACCAAGACCCAAGACUUCCAGCAAGACCACGGCUGGCAAGGUUUGGACGAGCAACGGCCCUACACCGACGAAGAGCUGCAAGAAUACAUUAGGCAACACCAAAUGCAACAGCAAGGUUAUCCUCCGCACGGUUAUCCGCCGCAGGGUUACCAACCGAACCCCAACUUCCAACAGGGGUAUCUGGGUCCACCUCCUCAAGGUUACCCGCAGCAGGCGUACCACCCCAACGCGAUUCCCCAAGGUCAGUUCCAUCCCGGACAGAUGCCGCCCAAUAUGCCGCCCCCGCAAGCCCUACCGCCAAAUCAUCCUAAUGCUGGAUAUCAACAAAAACCUCCACAACAAUAUCAACAGCAGCAACAACAGUUUCAACAACCACCUCACCCACAACAACAAUAUCAACCUCCACCGCCCCAACAAUUUCAACAACAGCAACAACCUCCCCAACAACAACAAAAUCAACCUCCACCGCCCCAACAAUAUCAACAGCAACCUCCACAGCAACAACAACCUCCCCAACAACAACAACAAAAUCAACCUCCACCACCCCAACAAUAUCAACAGCAACCUCCACAACAACAACAACAACAACAAGGGAAUAACCCACAACCUGCCCAAAAUCAACAAGGAAACAAUCAACAACAGCAACAACAAGGGCAAGCGCAGAACCAACAACAACAUCCCGCACAAGCGCAACAACAACCUGCGCAAGUGAAUCAACAACAACAAAAUAACAUUCCAAAUGCAGUGCCACCGCAUGUUAAUAACGUGUAACGUAUUAAUUUGUUGGCAUUUUAUUUUGCAUUUACUUUUAUAACACAGGGAAAUUUGUUGACAACUCUUUAUAUUAUAUUUCAUGGCGAGUUUUUGUUCAAAUUUUUAUGUUAUAAUACAUUGUUUUAAUAUAUUCCUGAGGCUGUUGCUACACUUGUAAUUUUUUAAAUAAUAAAAAAAAUAGAACCUGAG
This is a messenger RNA of Brassicogethes aeneus, 3279 nucleotides long. The record is from the annotation of a GenBank genome assembly. NCBI's taxonomy places the organism in Eukaryota, Metazoa, Arthropoda, Insecta, Coleoptera, Nitidulidae.